This is a messenger RNA of Ogataea philodendri, 1524 nucleotides long. RefSeq lists its product as uncharacterized. The record is from RefSeq and is a predicted model, not a curated record. The transcript has a single exon. Lineage: Eukaryota; Fungi; Ascomycota; Pichiomycetes; Pichiales; Pichiaceae. Gene Ontology annotation, biological process: regulation of DNA-templated transcription; endosome organization; mitophagy. Gene Ontology annotation, molecular function: DNA-binding transcription factor activity; K63-linked polyubiquitin modification-dependent protein binding; zinc ion binding. The coding region runs from base 1 to 1524 and encodes 507 amino acids. Gene Ontology annotation, cellular component: amphisome; aggresome.
AUGAGUUCAUCAUCAAAUUCUAGCGUCACCGUGAAAGCGGUUUAUCUUAUCGGUGAUCAUCACCAGAAACAAGUCUUUACCACAGACAGAAACAGACUUCUGUCUAAAAAGCAAAUCAUCAGGGAGUUGAGAUCGAAACACACCGAUAGACAGAUUGUCCAAUUACUGGACUCCUCGCCGCUCGAAGGUAUCCAGCUUACCCGCAAAAGCAAGCGAUCCUCAUCGUAUGUCCCACUUGUUUCCGCUGAGGAUUUUGCAAAUCUGAAACGCAGCUUAACAGUGAAGAAUAAUUUGAAGUUGCACGUUACAUUUGUUCCUGUCCAGCAGGACACUCAAAUCACGGACUACACCAAGGAGGUUCAGAAGUUUCUCAAAAGAAUUGAGGAUCUUUUCAGUAGCAACGAGAAUGUCAAUCUUAAGAGUUUGAGCAGCUCCAUCUCCGAUAAUUUGACCAACUCGGACUUUAUCAAGGCGUUCAGCAAUCUGAUCGAUGUCAAUCUGUCCAAGAUCGUGGUCAAGAUGGAGGGCACUUCAGAGACUGCGCCGGAACCAGAAAUGGUGGUGCACAAAAAUGUCCAUUGUGAUGGUUGCAACAAGCAGAUCGAGGGAGUCAGAUACAAAUGUUUGGAAUGCCACGACUUUGAUUUCUGCUCACAAUGCGAAGAGAACAACGCCGAGGCGGUUAGCAACCACUUACCGGACCACCAGAUGCUCAAGAUCAAGAAGGCAGAAAGACCGAAAUUGGGCGCUCGCAACAUAGUGGUGGGAUACGUUACCCCUUCUUCUGACGAGUUUGAGCCUUCUGUCCCGGAGGUGACUGUCGAGUCUGCACAAGUGUACGAUAAAGAUGUUUCAGACCGUCUGCUCGAGUUGGGAGCCAAUAAUGGCGAGAAACUCAAUGCGUUUUCUAAACAAUGCGCUCAAGCCGAGUUUUUGCUGAAGUUAUUCGAGCAACCUCAGAAGAAUUUCAGCACAUUCACCAGAAAGCUAGCCGAUGUGUACAAUGGUCAGCUGGAAGAAGGCUCGGUCCACGCAUCAUGUUUUAUCUUGGAUUCGCGUGUUUUAUUUUUGGGGGUUACUAAUCGUCUUCACCGCGACCUGUCAAAGCCGGUGGUGAAGCUUUCGAUUGACGGCAUCACCAACGACCUCGAUCUACCAGAAUUGAUGGAGCAAAAUAGGACGGUUUGGGUGUUUGCGCAUCUGGACGACUGGAAGCUCGACACUAUUUCCGCGGAGUCGGUUCUCAAGGGCGAACAUGUCAUAAACACCGAGCUUCGGGAAGACGCCACGGAGGUCAGCAACGGAGUUUUCGAGUUUGUGGAUGGAAUCGGCUCGUGUGUGCUGCAGAUUCCAGAUUCUGGUGCCGAGUCGCAAAUGGAGGUUGACCAACCGGAAAAGGACCAGGAGCAAGACUCCGAGUUUGUUGUUGUUGGCGAAGAAGAGUACGACCUGACCGGAUCCGACGGCGAGCGCUCGUUAUUUGACGAUUACGACAUCCUGUCUCCUGCCGAGUGUGAGGAUUAA